AUCCUGCCGUACUUCUCCUGCCCGCUGGCUGGGGCAGAUGUGGUUCGGCAGACGCCGCAGGGGGCGGCGCCGCCCCCGCUGACGGAGCCCUUUGAGAAAAUGACCCCAGAGGAGAAGAUGGCCGUGGAGCUCAACACCACGGACACGUUCACCUUCCUUUUCUGGACCAACCGGUCGGACUUCCUCCGAUGGGAGCUGGUCAAUCUGCCACUAGGGCUGGGGGACAAGAUGGACGUGUUCCAUGGCCCACAGCCCAUCAACUUUGUU
Molecule: messenger RNA, 267 nt
Organism: Symbiodinium natans
Lineage: Eukaryota; Dinophyceae; Suessiales; Symbiodiniaceae
Source: the annotation of a GenBank genome assembly